Sitodiplosis mosellana (orange wheat blossom midge) is the source of this 1751-nucleotide messenger RNA. Its product is annotated as methyltransferase-like protein 25B. The record is from RefSeq and is a predicted model, not a curated record. Lineage: Eukaryota; Metazoa; Arthropoda; Insecta; Diptera; Cecidomyiidae. The transcript has 6 exons. Bases 241 to 1680 code for a protein of 479 amino acids.
CAACAAACGCAUAGUAAAAUUAUUCUCCAUUGAAUCGUAUACCUCUCCGUCUAACGCAGACGCAUUCAUCUAUCCGUUUGCUGGGCGCUUUUGACGUGUAUACACCUCCCUCAUUACACGAAUAACACAGUGACUGCGAACUGUCAACGUGGUUUCAAGUUCAACGUUGAACGUUGUUUGUAAAUAAUCACACGAUACUAAUCCAUCACUAUCUUAUAUCAGAGAAUUUCAACUUGAAAAAUGCAUCCAAAUCAAAAUGAAAUGGUAAAUAUCAAAAUCAAACUGACGGACUCGCUUAAAGUUAUCAAUUUGUUCAAAUGGCUUCUGGAUUCUUACGUUUUGGACUUCUAUGUGGAUAAUCACUGGGAGAAAAUGCCUAAAUCUUGGAUUAAAACAUUAUCUAACAUUCCACCGGAACAUUUAAGCGAUUUACUUAUUGGACCACAACAGCAAACUGAAAAAACACUUUGGCCACUGUCACUACUUGCUUUGCGAAAACUUCUUGAGAGACUUAGCAUUUCAAGGAGUCCGGUUAAGGAACCGGCUAAAAACAACCAAUCUUCCAAAGAAAAAGAUUCGAAUAAUAACCCGAAACAGGAUUUCAAUUGUUUAACACACCCAAAAAUUUGCACAAUUUUAACGAAGAAAAAGAUCAAAGAAAAGAAACGACAUGAAAUUGAACGCAUGGGCCAAUUAACGGCUGAUAUAGCAAGAGAGUUAAGGUGUCAAUAUAUUGUCGAUUUUGGAAGUGGGUUGGGGCAUUUGGCACGAUUGAUUAGCUACGGUCAUGGAUUGAAUGUAUGCUGCAUCGAAAAACAAGUUGCUCUCACAGAACAAGCCAAUGAUUUAGAUAAUAAAGCCAUCGAUUUAAUAAUGAAAUUUUGCAAGGACGGAACUACUUUCCGAAAGCCAGUACACUUAAAUAUCUGUUUGAGUGAAGAUACAUCAUUUUCUGAACUAGUAAAGAACAUAAAAAAUUGCUUCAGAGUGGAUUUGAACGAUGAUACCUUUAGAUUUGGUAUAAUCGGUCUGCAUCCCUGUGGAAAUUUGGCCAGCCUAUUGAUUCGUUUUUUUCUGCAAAGCAGUGAAGCAAAAUUCCUGAAUUUAGUUGGCUGUUGUUAUUUUAAAAUCACAACUUCCAUCGACCAAAACAAUAACAACAAAGGCUAUCCACUUAGUGAAUAUUUAACGAAUUUAGUUGAACCUAAAUGGCAUCAUUUGAGUUUUGAGGCACGUGAAGUAGCUUGUCAUGCAAUUGAAGUUUAUGCGGAUCGUUUAUCGGAGAAAAACUAUGAAUACCUCCGGAUUCAUUCAUACCGCGCAGCCGCUGAAAAGAUAAUUUGUAAAUAUUCGCCAGAACGUAAACGUUCGGGGCUUCGUAGCAUUAAAAGGCUGACUACAUUUCGUGAAUAUUGCCAACAAGCAGUCAGUCAUCUCGAAGGCAUAAUUAUACCAGAUCAUGAUGUUGAGUCUCCAGAUACACAGAUGAAUUUGGAGCGCUGGAAGUCAGUCGUGAUUUUUUAUACGCUCCGCUUGAUGCUUGCACCAAUCGUUGAAAGCGUCAUACUUUAUGAUCGUAUCUUGUACUGCAUAGAAAAUGGCUGUUCUACAAAAAUUGAUGCCAUAUUCGACCCUAACAUCUCAGCAAGAAACCACAUCAUUACUGCCAUAAAACCUUGAUCUGUUAUCUUGUCUUUGGCAACAAAUUAUUUGCCAAUUGUUGAAUAAAAUUAUUUAUUUGGAAAAUAAAA